Messenger RNA from Camellia sinensis, 1294 nucleotides. The record is from RefSeq and is a predicted model, not a curated record. Lineage: Eukaryota; Viridiplantae; Streptophyta; Magnoliopsida; Ericales; Theaceae.
UCUCCUAUUUCACUUUCUCAUCAUUGAUCUUCUCUCUCUCUCUCUCUCUUUCUCUCACUCCAUCGCAGGCGACCCUCCGACCGGCCACCACCGUCGCACACGAGCACCCACCUCCUCACCGGCAAUGAUACGACCACCUCCUCACCGGUGACGGUACGACCACCUCCUCACCGGCGACGGUAUAACCCAUCUCCCCAAGAGUAGCAUUUUUUCUCUCUAUUUCUCGCUCGCAGCAACCAUUGGAGCACACCUUGGUAUUUCCCCUUCUUCUUCCCCUUCCUCCCUCUCGCUCUCAACCAUUGGAGCACACCCUGUUAAAUCCAAUUCAUUCUUCUUUUAAACCCAAAUUGCUUUUACAAACCCGAACCCUUUCCUUUUUCUUGUGUUUUCUUGUUAGAUUAGGGGAUUGGUGGAUCGGCUUCUGAAUUCUCAGAAUGAAGGAUCUGAUGAUGUUAAUCAAGUCUUCCCCCUUUGCGGAAGUUCAAAGCAUUAUUAUAUAUUGCAAAUUUCAGUAUGAAACUGAUUUGAAAAGCAAAUACUUAAGCGACAACAAUAUUCAAGCAAUGAGUUACCACAGUGGUAUACCCUUAAAGGAUCGAAGUCGUAUUCAGGAAUCAUUUUGUUCCAACAAGAUAAGAGUGGUUAUCCAUUACACUUUACCAGAAAGCUUGGAAGAGUAUGUUCAGGAGAUUGGACGUGCUGGACGCGAUGGUAGAUUAUCUUAUUACCAUCUCUUUUUUGAUGAUAGCACAUAUUUUAAGCCUCAUAGUCUAACAUAUAGUGAUGGUGUAGAUGAAUAUGCAGUCAGCAGAUUCCUCUCUGAAGUUUUUACUAAUGAAUUGGAUUCACAUGGAAAAAUUUGCUCUUUAGUCAAAAAGCCUGCAUCGCGUAAAUUUGAUAUGAAAGAAGAGGUGAUUCUGACCAUUGUAACACAUUUGGAGUUGGGUGAAGUGUAGUACUUGCGUCUGCUUCGACAAACAAAUGUAACCUGUACCAUAAAUUUCCAUCAGCUGCCAGCAGCAGUGGACGAAGGGGAUGGGCGAAUGGGAGUAGUUGGCCCCUUCCAAUCGAAGGGUUUUAUGGAAGGACUCGAACAAUGGGAGCUUAUAUUGAUGCCAGGACGACAUCUUGUACUUAUUAGUACUUAUUUUUGGAUGGUUGGAACUAAAAUGUGUAGUGGGAGUAGUUGGUUAUUCCUGUAUUAUGUAUGAAAUUAAAUUAUUGACGUUGGAUUAGACUUGGUUCUUAUGGAAUUUGUAAUAUAUAUAUAAUUGGAAGUUCAAUAUUAUAUUUU